This is a messenger RNA of Colletotrichum lupini, 2280 nucleotides long. RefSeq lists its product as uncharacterized. The record is from RefSeq and is a predicted model, not a curated record. Lineage: Eukaryota; Fungi; Ascomycota; Sordariomycetes; Glomerellales; Glomerellaceae. The transcript has 15 exons. The coding region runs from base 1 to 2280 and encodes 759 amino acids.
AUGUCCUGGGGGCACGACGCGAAUGGCAUGUGGCUCCGUCCCAAGUCUGCCAUUCAGUCUGCCUACAUACGACUACCUGUCUGCAACCAGUCUGCGCCUAUACGCCAAUACGUGGACGCGGGGGAGACGAGGAUGUGGUCUGUCCAGGUCAGAUCAGAACCCACGGCAUCAUCGAGAGCGUGGCUUGCUGCAUGCGUGCCCCGUACCCUUUUCCCACCACCACCACAGUACUUCUUCUCUUUCGCUUUCGCCGUUCAAGUUCUAACCCGUGAGAUUGGUUCAUCCAAUCGCGAGGCCGGUUACACACGCGUACAUGAAGCCCGGGCCAAACUUCGCAAGGAGCUCUCACAAGUUACCCAGCAAGCGGAGGGGGGUGGAUCAAGACAGCUCGCCCGAAAACUUCCCUUUUGCGUGGCGCGCGUGAUCGUCGACUUGUCGACAAUCUUCCGGCUUCCAAUCCCAGUGUUGCGGGAUUUGGGGGCCGGCUGCUACCGUACCAAACCCCACGAUCUGCACAAAAUCCCGGAUUGGGGACGAGUACGGCGGAAUACGGGAGGCUACGGCUACACGGCCUUGUGUAACGAAAUCCUUCGUAAACUCGCCAUUGACUGUUCUAUUCCGGUGUCUACCGGUAUUCAAUCUCUCCUACCUUUAAUCCUCCCGACUCCCUCCGUUGGGAACGGGGGAAACGAUAAAGACGUGGGGGGUUUCCCAGAAAAAACGGUCCCGUGCCGUCCGAAGAUAAGUGAGCGGAAGGGGUGCUUUGACGAUGAAUCCGGAUUUAAUGCGGAGGAUAACGGGAGAAAGACACAACCCUUGAGUUUCAUACUUUUGAGCCCUUCCGAACUACCCGCACGGUUCACUUAUUGCCGUGGCCCCGACGGCCGGACGGACGGCCACCUAGAUCGGCGAGGGGAGGAGCACGCUGGACCCCGCCAAACCAACACUCUUUCACACGCAAAAGAGUCAUCAGUAAUCAAUGAAACCCGUCAACGGGAUCCAGCACACGCCCACACCCAAACCCACGCUUCACUCACGCGCGCUCUCGCUCCCAUGAUUCCCAAUCCCAACUCCGCGGUAAUGGCCAAGUGGUCUAUGCUCUCUCUCUCUCUCCUGCUUCGUAAUCACCUACGCACUCCCGUCCUCUUAUUCCCACACCGCGGGAUGACGAGAUCAGGGGUCUUUUGCGCGUAUACUCCAUACAAAUCAUCAGACUGCCCCCCAAUACUCACAAGUCCGCUCCGUUCAUAUGUCAGCGUCGUGGAAUCGCCGAAGAAGCGAGAACUGAGAACUGCAGCCCUGCAAGCGGGGAGGGCUUGUCUUUUGAACAGGCUGAUGGAGAUUCGGGGGAAUCUGAGGCCAGCUUACUUUGCCUACAGCAGCAGCAGCAGCAAUUCAUCGCAUUUGGAUAUCGCCAAUUUGCACUGCAUCUCCAUUGCGCAGCGCAGCGCAUCAUCGUCACCGCCGUACGCAAUGGAACGUAGCAGCCAACUCGCCGAUUCCCUAGCUGCAGGGUUGGAUUACCUACCAGAUAGGGCUGGGUGCGAUGCGGAAGAGAAUCCGUACCUGUCUCGGACUCGCUCGCGGAAUGCGGCCGGGGUGUCUGCGUCGAUUUUUGCUGUGCAGCACUCGAUACCGAUUCCGCACCCGCUGACAUGCAUCCUCCGUCCGAAUGUGUCCAAUGACUGGCGCCGCGAGCCGUCAAGUCACCAAUCAGGGAACACGGCGGAUAGUACUUUCAUAAUCCCCAAGUUGCGCACGGAGAUGUCCUGUGAGACGCUGUUAUGCUCACCGCUCGUGGCUUGUGCCACCGCAGCCGUAUCGUACCAUUGGUCAAAGGGACGCGCAUACCGGAUGACUCUUUGGCAUGUAUGUAUGUACUACCGAGGCAUGUUCUACGCUCCCGCUUCCGCGUGUGUGCCACGCGACUCGGACGAGGCUUUGCCUCCGCGGCCUGCCCCGGUGCAGAUUCGAAUACCCGUGGACGUGGACGAAAUCGGUUCGGCGAUGUGCGGCCGGAAUGUCGCCGUGAUGGGGGUUCUCGGUUGGGACAAGGCCCCGGGUACCGUACGGGGUUUACAGAAUUCCUAUGCGGCAUUGCUGCACGAUGUCGUCGUUCAUGGCUGGGGGUUCAACUCGGUCCGGCAUUUCGGGGUUAUCUUCUCAGGGUACGGACUUGCAUUGGAUUAUUCAAAUAGGGCGCCCUUUCGAAUGCCCCUUGCGGAGGAACUGCACCUCCACGGAAAUAAGAACGAGAUAUGUCCAGAAGAAGGGGGUUAG